Molecule: messenger RNA, 1905 nt
Organism: Penicillium angulare
Lineage: Eukaryota; Fungi; Ascomycota; Eurotiomycetes; Eurotiales; Aspergillaceae
Product: RBR-type E3 ubiquitin transferase
Exons: 1
Coding region: 1-1905 (634 amino acids)
Biological process (GO): ubiquitin-dependent protein catabolic process; protein polyubiquitination; positive regulation of proteasomal ubiquitin-dependent protein catabolic process
Cellular component (GO): ubiquitin ligase complex; cytoplasm
Molecular function (GO): zinc ion binding; ubiquitin conjugating enzyme binding; ubiquitin protein ligase activity
Source: RefSeq, a predicted model, not a curated record
AUGGCCGAAGCCGAAGACCCCGCCGAGGACGACCGAUCUAUUGAGUUAUCUUCCAUCGUCGCAAUCUUCCCGGAGACUUCGAUUGACCCCGCCGACCACUUCAAGGCCGUGCUCGACUUGCCCGUCGCAUUGCCGUCGCCCACCCGCGUCUGUUUCCAGCAACCUCCGGAUAACGGUCUCCCCACGGUCUUGACACCACCCACCUCGGUCGAUGUUCCCAAGGCCGAUUUGGAUCAGAUACCCGCUAGGGAUACACAUAUAUUGUCCCAUCUCCCACCCCUCAGCCUGGAGAUCGAGUUGCCAGAUGGAUACCCCUCCGAAAAGCCCCCACUUGUGAAGCUCACCACCCAUCCCCCGUGGUUAUCGCCCGCAACUUUGGAUAGACUGGCCAAUGAUUGCCAACGAUUAUGGAUAGAGUGCGGCCAGGACAUGGUUGUGUACAGUUACAUUGAUCAUCUUCAUCAGCUUGCCGAAACGGCUUUUGGGAUUCAAGAUGCCACAGACGGCGAACUGACUCUGUCGCGCGACUUGAAGGUGGCUCUAUUGGAUUUUAAUAGUAAGGCGGAACGGGAGAAGUUUCAACAAGAGACAUUUGAAUGUGGCGUUUGUUUGGAACCGAAGAAAGGCGCCAACUGUCAUCGGCUCCUACGCUGUUCACAUGUCUUCUGUAUCUCCUGUCUACAGGAUUUCUACAAUGCGUGUAUAUUGGAAGGUGAUGUUGACAAUGUCAAGUGCAUGGCACCGGAUUGCGAUAAAAAUAAGAACCCAAGUCCUGCCCCAGGCAGUGAGACUCAAACCCCGCGACGCAAGAAAAAUGACCGCACGCUUGGACCCAACGAGCUCCUUCAGAUUCCCAUUGCAGCAGAGACUGUGCAGCGAUAUGUUUUACUGAAACGCAAGAAGAAGAUCGAAGCAGAUAAGACGACAGUUUAUUGUCCACGGCAAUGGUGCCAAGGCGCAGCACGCUCAAAGCGGCACCCCAAACCGACUGAUCCAAUGUCAGACGAUAUUGAAUCAUCCGACGACGAGGAUCAAUUUUCAUUUGAUCCAUUGGGUGAAGAGUCUCAACUACCCCCUGUGGCGGAGCGUGUUGCCAUAUGUGAAGACUGCAAUUAUGCAUUCUGCUCUGUAUGCAAAAAGGGCUGGCACGGCGAACUAGUCCGGUGCUUCCCUCGACGUCAAGCUGAGCAGACCGAGGAAGAAAAGGCAACGGAGGAAUACUUAAAGUUGUAUACUUCUCCAUGCCCGACUUGCAAUGUUCCUUGUCAAAAGCUUAUGGGCUGCAACCAUAUGCGCUGCCGCCAAUGCGAUACCCACUUCUGCUAUCUUUGCUCUAGUUGGCUCUCAGCUGAUAAUCCCUAUCAGCAUUUCAAUAAUGACAGCAGCCGUUGCUACAAUCGUCUCUGGGAUCUUGAGGGAGGUGAUGGCCUCAACCCGGUGGGUGCCGAGGCCUUGCACCGCAUCCCGGAAGCCUUACUUGUCUUCGAUGACGAUGAUCAAAACGAUGAUAACAACAGCGUGAAUGAUGGUGAUGAGGAUGAUUUAGAUGACGACGAUGAUAUUCCCGCCUGGGAAUUUGAUUUCAGUGAUGACGAGGAGGAAAUCCGGCAUCACCCUCCGCCCCCAGCACCGGUUCCACCACGUGCCGGUGCGCGAGGCGCCGGCGCUAAUGAUCAGGGACGGGCAGCUCGGGCCGCAGCUCUCGAGCGACAAGCUCAAGCCCGUGCUAUGGCUGAAGUUCGUAACCGUCAAGCUGCUGAACGACCCCAAGUACGUGCCCGCCAUCUGCCUGAUCCUGAACCACCCGCGGAGUGGCGAGCUGGACUUCAGCGUUUCCUCGCCCUUGUACAAAAUGAUCGCGAAGACGAGUGGGACAGCGAUGAACUAGAUGAUGACGAUUUUUGA